This is a messenger RNA of Pygocentrus nattereri (red-bellied piranha), 1321 nucleotides long. It is a transcript of the gene fam117ab, whose product is annotated as family with sequence similarity 117 member Ab. The record is from RefSeq and is a predicted model, not a curated record. The transcript is spliced from 8 exons. NCBI's taxonomy places the organism in Eukaryota, Metazoa, Chordata, Actinopteri, Characiformes, Serrasalmidae. Bases 32 to 1207 code for a protein of 391 amino acids.
GUUACCUGGUCACUACGGGACGGUAGGGACGAUGCUUAGCAACGCUGGUGGCGAGCACGGCGUACCCGGCCUCCCACCUCUGAGAGCGGCUGGGCCGGUAGAGCUACGCAGGAGGAGCCGGCCGGAGCCGAGAAACGGAGCUCCAGCUGAGAAGACCACAGCCAGGGUGCGAAACCAGACCCAGGCAGAGAUCCGACGAACAACCUCUUUAGACACGAUUCUGGGGCCUUACCUGCAAGGCCAGUGGCCCAGAGAAGGGGAAAGACGGGGACAAAGUGGACACCACCAAAAAGACGAGUUCACACAGACUUCAAAUUGGCUGGACGAAGACGAACUAAGUGAUGCUGGAGGUCACAAACGCUCUGCAUCAUGGGGAAAUGGAGACCAUUUACGAGAUAUUGCCAAACUGAAGCAGCAGUUGCAACACAGGCCCAAACCGAGAGUCUAUGGGGGCAUCCAUGAAAGACUCCAUCACCCUACUUGGACAUGUACCCAGUCCCAGCCUGUGCCCAUCCCUCUGAGAUCUUUGACUCAUCUGCCCUCUCCUAUGCGGCGGAGUGAGGAGAGACUGGACCAAGAACUAGAGAGAGCCUUCAGACGUCAGUCACCCAGUCAGCACAACAAGCUGCUAGAAAUCCCUGAUGGCCGCAGAGCUCCUGUUCCCUCUCUCAGUUCCUGCAGCAGCUCUCAGAGUGAGCCCUCUUCAAUCACGCCACACCCCUCCACAUCCUCAUCAUCUUCUCCCUGUGCUUCUCCACAGUGCCUAUCAGAUCUGGACACUGAUUUGUCAAGCAGCGUUCUUCCAUCUUGCCCCUCGCCUCUGCUGAGUGGUGACACCGAUGCCUCUCUCCUCCUAUCCUGCUCACCUCGUCCCAACAAGAGCUACUGUUUUCAGAGGGAGCCGCCGGAGGGCUGUGAGAGAGUCAGGGUGUGUGAGGAGAACAUCUCACCAUACAAGGACCAGCCCAAUCUCUCUCUCUGCCCUGAUCCUAACAAGGUGAACUUCACUCCCCAUGGAGGCUCUGCCUUCUGUCCUGUCAGUCUGCUGAAGCCCCUCCUACCCUCUGUGGACUUCCUGUUUCGGAGCCUGUCUGUGUCUCCGGGGUCCUGCUGGGUGGGGCAGGGCGGAGCUUGCCAGCCCCCAAGUCCUGUGGUAACAGUGAGUGGGUACAUGGGCCCUCUAGAGCCAGUGACCACAGCAAUGUAGGGAUAAGUGAAGGAAAAGAGCAAACGUCUCUGCAUUCUCUUCUAAAAGUGCUCCAAGGACUCAAACCCACCAGCAACCUUAUUUUCCUGUGUUUUUUCCCCCUCAGUGGGUUAU